Salmo salar (Atlantic salmon) is the source of this 4348-nucleotide messenger RNA. Its product is annotated as rho GTPase-activating protein 22. Gene Ontology annotation, cellular component: focal adhesion. NCBI's taxonomy places the organism in Eukaryota, Metazoa, Chordata, Actinopteri, Salmoniformes, Salmonidae. Gene Ontology annotation, biological process: signal transduction; activation of GTPase activity. The record is from RefSeq and is a predicted model, not a curated record. Gene Ontology annotation, molecular function: GTPase activator activity.
ACGAGAGAGGCAGAGACGAGAGAAAGAAAAGGAAGAACACAGAGGGAGAAGAAGAGAGAAAGUGAGAAAAUGACAGAACAUCUGUGGAAAAACAGGGAAACACACAGCUGUAGCCGAUUAAGAUGGUAGCUGCCAGCCAGAGAGAGAGGAAGAGUGAGAGCUUGCUGUUGCUGCUGCUGCUGCUGCUGUUGCCUACUCCUUGUGUGUUUCAGCCCCAGUGAAGCCUGCGCUUGGAAGGACAUUCUGAUCACACACAGGCAUUUACCUGUCAGUGUGGUGUAGUAAGAGUGGGAUGAGAUCCCCCCUCCCUCCACCCUCCCUACCGGCGUGGUCUCCCUGGCGAUGAAUAAUGCAGCAGGGAUGGGUGGAGGCCACUGAGCGUGUGCGAGGAGGAGGGAUCCCUCCCCCUCAGCCUCAGCCCCCUAGCUUGCUGUUGCUGCUGCUGCUGUUGCCUACUACAGAACGUCAGUGGCAGAGAGGAGAGGAGAGAGGAGAGGCAGGACAGAGGAGAGGAUGGUGUGUUAAGAGAGAGUGAUAGAGAGCAAGAGCAAGAGGGGUGGGGUGCCGGACGGACGGACGGACGGAUGAACAUGCCCAGAGGGGAGAGUGUGGUCUUCCUGCAAUGACAGCCAUGCUGAGUCCCAAGAUUAGACAGACCAGGAGAGCCCGGUCCAAGAGCAUGGUGAUGGGAGAUGUGUCCCGGGGCCCAAUCCGCCCGUCCUCCCCCAGUCUCCAGGAGGGGGCUCUGAAAGCUGGCUGGCUGAAGAAACAGAGGAGCAUCAUGAAGAACUGGCAGCUGAGAUGGUUUGUCCUGCGCUCCGACCAGCUUUUCUUCUACAAAGAGGAGGAGGAGACCAAGCCACAGGGCUGCAUACCCCUGCAGGGCUGUCAGGUGAAUGAGCUCACCGCCAACUCAGAGGAACCAGGGAGACAUCUUUUUGAAAUCGUUCCAGGUGGUCCAGGAGGAGAAAAGGACCGUGCUGCACUCAGUCAUGAGGCCUUUCUGCUCAUGGCCAACUCUCAGAGUGACAUGGAUGACUGGGUCAAGGCCAUAAGACGGGUCAUCUGGGCACCCUUUGGAGGAGGUAUAUUUGGCCAGCAUUUAGAAGACACAGUCCAGUAUGAGAAGAAAUUUGGGCAGCGCCUGGCACCUCUUCUGGUGGAGCAGUGUGUGGACUUCAUAAGGGAACGCGGUCUGGAUGAGGAGGGCCUCUUUCGGAUGCCAGGGCAGGCUAACCUGGUAAAGGAUCUACAGGAAGCCUUUGACUGUGGGGAUAAGCCUCUGUUUGACAGUAACACUGACGUCCACACGGUGGCAUCCCUGCUGAAGCUCUACCUCCGUGAACUGCCUGAGCCUGUGGUCCCUUUCUCCAAGUAUGAGGACUUCCUCUCCUGUGCUCAGCUGCUGGCCAAAGACGUGGAGGAGGGUGUACAGGAGCUGGGCAAGCAAGUGAGCAAUCUUCCUCCCGCCAACUACAAUCUCCUGAAGUAUAUAUGCAUGUUUCUUGACGAGGUCCAGUCUCACGCAAACAAAAACAAGAUGAGUGUACAGAACCUGGCCACAGUAUUUGGACCAAAUAUCCUCCGACCCAAAAUGGAGGACCCAGUGGCUAUUAUGGAAGGGACCUCCCUAGUCCAAAGCCUCAUGACCGUAAUGAUCAGUGAACAUAACCGUCUGUACUCGGGGAGGGGGGAGCUGGAGGUCCUUGUUCCCCAGCCAGAGGUGACCCUCCAGGGCCAACGGCUCCAGCAGCACAGCAUCGGUGGCUGGAUCUCUGAGGAGGACCUCCAGAACUGCCCCACCAACCCCAACGAGGACCUAGCCUGCAGCAGCGCCUCUUCUCUGGACGCAAAGCUCUGUGCUGCCACCACCCCUCCACCUAGACUAGCUCCUUCAGGGAAGGGGGAGACGGUGGUCAGCCCCAGCAAGCAGACCAAGAACCUUCCCUCCUGGAAGUACUCCUUCAAGGGCACCUCAACGCCACGGCCCCCUCCUCAGGCCGACGUCACCACCGUGUCCCCCAGUGGCAACUGGCUGAUGAACGGGCUGUCCUCUCUGAGGAGCCACAGGCGCACCUCCUCGGGGGAGCGUGUCAGGGACUCCACCGGCUUUUCCCAGAGACUGUCCACCUACGACAACGUCACGUCUUCCUCCAGCAUGGGCAGUGGCCCUAGUGUAGCCAGCACACCUUGGUCUACCUCCUCCUGUGACAUCUCCGCAUCCGACUCAGGCAGCGAACCCUCAGGGCCUAACUGUGGUAAUGGGAAGGGUCUAGAGGAGUGCCAAUGGCAGGAGCUAGCCUCACCCCAGGGCCCGGGCCAGGGUCAGAGGGGAGGCCGGGUGGAGGAGAGAGUUGGAGAUAGGGUCUCAGAGCAAGAGCAGGACAGUAGUGAAGCCAUGGAGCUCUGUGUUAGCAGUGCAGGCUGCAGUGACAACAGGAACACCAUAGCCAAUAUGGUGGUGCCGUCCAUCGUGACGCCAGAAGACCUUGAUGGAGGCUCCAAAGCACUUACCAGCCUGGUGGAGGGUCUGAAGGAUGAGCUGAGGAAACAGAAGGUGGCCUACGAGACCAGGAUCAAAAAGCUGGAGGAGUCCAGUGCGGUGCUGUGUGCUCAGAUGGAGCGUCUGGAGCAGGAGAUGGAGCAGGAGAGAAAAAAGCAGCGGAUGCUGGAGAUCAAGCUCCGCAACUCAGAGCGAGCCCGUCACGACGCAGAGAACAGGAACCGGCUCCUGGAGAAGGAAAUGGAGGACUUCUUCUCCACUCUGGGGGACCUGGCUCUGGGAGCAAGGACUAGUGACAUUUAAUAGCCCUGGUCAUAGACCUCUAUAGUCUCUUCCCACAGCCGAGUGCCAUGAGUCUGGCAAGCAAGACUGACAACUACAUGGACUCAGUGAAUAAUACUGCAUGUUGUCCAACGCAGGCAGCUGCGUCUCUCAAUGUUUCCUCAGGCCUCAAAGUGUGCCUAUGACUACCACGAGUAUCUAUCUGGAUGGAAUUCCGUGUCGUUUGGUGACAAAGCCUCGGUCCUUGGUUUACUCUGGUCAACUCUGUCAUUAUACUUUUAAUGUAAAGCAAAGGGUUUCAACUUCUAUCAUUAUGACUAUACAAUAAUCCCUGCUGUGUUAAUCAUAUGCUGCCUACAACAGUACACAAUAUGCAAAUACAACAUUACCAAAGCUGGACUCUGCUAAGGACCAGGGUUGAAGCCGCCAUAUUGGUUUGGGGCACAUGAAGCUGACUACUGCCCUCAAAGGAACAAUGAAGAAGUGUGCUGGCUGUGCCUUUGCAGACUUUUUGAUUUCGAUAAAAGAAAAUGUUGCGUGCUUGUCCAGAGGUGUAGUUAGUCAAUUACUGUCAAUAAUACUCACAUGGUACAUGUAUUGCUUAACUUUAUCACUACUCCAAAUUUGUUGAAGAGUCACAUGACAUCCUCAGUCACUUGCCGUAAAAUGACAAUCGCGGAGGUGCAUAAAGGCCCCCAUGUACUUGCCGCAAAUACCUCGUUUGAUAAGUUCGCUGUAUUGCUCUCCUGUACUCCAGUGUUGUCGUUAGGACAGUAUACAUGAUCCCAAUUCUAGCUCCAAGACGCCGGCGAUUUAAAAACAAAGUAUAAUGUUCUGAUUUAUUGGCGUGUUGAACCAUGUCGCAGGCUGUAAUUUAAUAAUCCAGUAUAUAGUGGUAAAACAAUGAAGUCAAACCUGAAUUCUGACAUCUUUAUGCACCGCCAUUAAUUGAACAUUUUGAAAAAAUGGUGUAUACUUUAGUGAAUGUAACUGUGUUGUUGAUCAAGCCAGCCCUGUAAAUUGAGCCUAAACUAAUUCUUAAAACAUUGAUAUAGAUUUGAAUGGAUAACAAUUAUAUACAUUUCCCAGAACAUUCUCAUGUGAGCGUUGCAUGUGGUGAAAGUGUUGAUAGAAUCCCCUUUUUCAGCAAAUGAUUACUGCUACUGCAUAGAAAUGUCUUGAGGCUUGAACACGAAACAUGAUUUGGUUCUUGAAGACCACUAUAAGCAGUAUAAUAAUGUGCAUUCAUUAAGGUAAUGUGACUAUUUUUUGUUUUGUUUUUACAUUUUAUACAGACCCUUUUCAUAUGCUGUUCAUAUGCUACUGUUUACAAGGUGGUGUUUUGAAAGACGACCGUUAUAGACAAGCGUCUAGUGUUCGCCCUGUUGAUGAUUGCAGUUGAAAUGUGUAUCUCUUAAAACAAACUUAGGCUGAAUGUUUCUUGUGUCUUUGAUUAAGAUUUAAGUUGCUUAUUUAUUAUGAAUCUACACACUUGUAAUGAAUGGCAUUAUGGCAAUCUAAGUAAAUAAAGAUGACAGGUGUCAUUUCGUGACUGAUACCUUA